Messenger RNA from Purpureocillium lilacinum, 1269 nucleotides. RefSeq names its product tRNA (guanine(9)-N(1))-methyltransferase. Gene Ontology annotation, molecular function: tRNA binding. NCBI's taxonomy places the organism in Eukaryota, Fungi, Ascomycota, Sordariomycetes, Hypocreales, Ophiocordycipitaceae. Gene Ontology annotation, cellular component: nucleus. Gene Ontology annotation, biological process: tRNA N1-guanine methylation. The record is from RefSeq and is a predicted model, not a curated record.
AUGAGCUCCACGGAGGGAGUCGUUGACGUGCCCGCGCAGGCCGCUCCCAGCCAGCCUGCGCCACAACCUGAGGGCACCAGCGCAAACACCACAACACAAACACAUCCCGCGCCCACAAAUGAAGCCGCAAGCACCCACGACAAUGCGCCAUCCAACACCGCCGCCGCCGGAGUAUCUACCGGGACGGAACCUGCCGCCCCUCCUCCCAUGUCCAAAAACGCCCUCAAGCGCCUCCGCCGCGCCCAAGAGUGGGAAGACGGCAAAGACGACCGCCGCAAGCGCCGCAAGGAGAAGCGGCAGACGCGGCGCGAGCGCCAGCGCGAGGAGCGCGCCGCCCUCGUCGCGCAGGGCGUGGACCCCAAAUCUCUCGCCCCGCCCCCGCGGCCGCCCUCGGCGCUCGUCCCCGUGGCGCUCAUCGUCGACUGCGACUUCGAGCGCUACAUGACGGACAAGGAGCGCGUGUCGCUCUCCAGCCAGGUGACGCGCUGCUACGCCGACAACCGCGCCGCGCGGUACCGCUCGCACCUCUGGCUCGCGGGCUGGGGCGGCGCCAUCGAGCGCCGCUUCAACGACGUGCUCGGGCGCCAGCAGGACCACUGGAAGGGCGUGGGCUUCGCGCCGGGAGACUUUCUCGCGUGCGCGGAGCUGGCACGUGAAAAGAUGCGCGGUGGCAGUGGUGCGCAGGCGGCUGGUGAGAUGAUACCCGCGUUGCAGCGCAGCGUCGACGAGCCCGUGUCGUGGGACGUCGCCGAGCGGGAGCCCUUCCCGCUGCCGGACCCGGCCCCGCCGCUCGACGAGCGCUACCGCGACGUCGUGUACCUGACGUCCGAGUCGCCAUACACGCUGCAGCGGCUGGAGCCGCACACGAGCUACGUCAUCGGCGGGCUGGUGGACAAGAACCGCGAGAAGGGGCUAUGCUACCGGCGGGCGCGGGAGAAGGGGAUCCGCACCGCGCGGCUGCCCAUCGGCGAGUUCAUGGUCCUCAAGAGCCGGCAGAUCCUCGCCACCAACCACGUCGUCGAGAUUAUGCUCAAGUGGCUCGAGUGCGAGGACUGGGGCGAGGCGUUCAUGGCGGUGAUUCCGAAGCGCAAGGGCGGGAAGCUCAUCGGCGAGGAGGGCGAGGAGGGCGCGUCGGAGCUUGUUGAGGACGAAGACGCAGGCGACGAUGAUGAGGAGGCAGACGACGAAGCAGCAGGAUCUGCCGAGGCUGCCAACACUGGAGAAGUCACUGGCGAAGGUGGGGAAGACGCAAAGAAGGAGACUCAAUGA